This is a messenger RNA of Verticillium nonalfalfae, 1473 nucleotides long. RefSeq lists its product as uncharacterized. The record is from RefSeq and is a predicted model, not a curated record. The transcript has 8 exons. NCBI's taxonomy places the organism in Eukaryota, Fungi, Ascomycota, Sordariomycetes, Glomerellales, Plectosphaerellaceae. Gene Ontology annotation, molecular function: aldehyde dehydrogenase (NAD+) activity. Bases 1 to 1473 code for a protein of 490 amino acids.
AUGGCUUCUCUUCCUCCCCGCAAGCUCUUUAUCGGAAAUGAGUUUGUAGACUCCCAACACAGCAAUGGCGAAAAGUUGACGUUGCUGAACCCAGUUGACGACUCGGUCGUCGUGGAUGACCUUCAAUUGGCCGGAAAAGAAGAUGUUAACCGAGCCGUCGCGCUUGCGAACGAGGCAUUCCGAAAGGGACCAUGGGCUUCGUUUACUGGUGUUCAGCGCGCCGCGUGUCUCAACAAAUUCGCUGAUAUCGUCGAGAAGAAUGUCGACCAUCUUGCCUACUGCGAGUCCCUUCCCACUGGACGUCCCAUUGCAGGCAUUAUUCACAUGGAUUUGGCUCACAUGGCCCAAGUUUUCCGAUAUUACGCUGGAUGGGCAGAUAAGAUUGCUGGACAAUCGUUCUCAGAAGACAACGGCUUUGCCAAGAUCGUAAGAUACGAACCUCUGGGCGUGUGCGCGAGCCUGGCGUCCUACAAUGCGACUUUCCUCUACGUCGGCUGGAAGCUUGCGCCAGCUCUAGCGGCAGGAAACACGGUCAUAUUCAAGCCCUCCGAGAAAUCCCCGCUGGGAAUUCUCGCUAUGGCGCCGCUCUUCGCAGAGGCUGGAUUCCCGCCUGGCGUCGUGCAAUUCUUGACGGGCGCCAGAGAGACUGGAGCUUUGCUGUCCUCACACCAAAAAAUAGCAAAGAUCAGCUUCACUGGCUCCAUUGCCGCUGGAAAAGCUGUCCAAGAAGCUGCGACGAAUAGCAACCUCAAGAAAGUCACUCUGGAGCUUGGCGGCAAAUCAGCAGCUGUGGUGUUUGACGAUGCGGACUUCGAUCUCUGCGUGGGCUGCGUCGGCGGCGGCUUCCUCGCCAACUCGGGGCAGAUUUGUGUUGCGGCCUCUCGCGUGUUGAUUCAGGAAUCUAUUGCACCCAAGUUCAUUCAGGCCAUCAAAGAGGUCUUUGAGCAGGCCCGAGACGGUAUGGGCAGCAGUCCUCUAGAACUUUCGACGCAGCACGGCCCGAUAGUCGAUAAAUCACAGUUCGACCGAAUCAUGGGAUACAUUGAGAAAGGCAAGCAAUCUGCCGAGCUCAUCACUGGUGGUAACAGGAAAGGAUCUAAGGGAUGCUUCAUCGAGCCAACGUUGUUCGUCAACCCAACCUCGGACAGCCCAAUCUGGAAGGAGGAGAUUUUCGGGCCCGUCCUCACAGUUAAGACGUUCAAGACCGAGGAGGAAGCCAUCGAGCUAGCCAACGACACAGUCUACGGACUUGCCUCGUGUCUUUACACAUCAGAUCUCUCACGAGCCUUGCGUGUUUCCUCGGCCCUCGAGAGCGGCGGAGUGUCUGUGAACUCUCCGUACCUCCCGGAGCUCAACACUCCGUUUGGAGGUUCAAAGCAGAGCGGACAAGGCAGAGAACUUGGCUCUCACGGCCUGUACAGCUACCUAGAACCCAAGUCAGUGCAUAUAAAAAUUACGGCAGCCAGACUGUAA